CUUUCACUUCCGAGUUGAGGAAGAUCCGGUUUGCAGAGGGAAAACGAGGGUCGUACACGAGUCGCUAACAAGAAAUUACACGUGACUGGAAUAGCAAAAGCUGCCAUGAAAUGCAUCUGCACCGGGCUUGUUGUUUUUGCCCUGGCUUCUCAGGUGGUUGAUGCGACGUUGUCGAAAACAGAUGCAAAAAAAGCGCCCUCGAAAACACUGGAGGAAAAGACUCAACAUUCUGGUAAAACAGUACAAGACCGAGGUUUGGUCGUUACCGAUACAAAGGCAAAGGAUAUUAUCCUGGAACACAAAAGCUACUGCGCUAAAAAAGCCCGAGAGCGAUAUUUCUUCGGAGAUGUUCUGGGUUACAUUACACCCUGGAACAGCCAUGGCUACGACAUUGCUAAGAUAUUUGGAAGCAAAUUCACAACGAUCUCGCCAGUCUGGCUGCAGGUGAAGAGAAGGGGCAAGGAGAGGUUCCAGUUAACAGGGCUCCAUGAUGCUGACCAAGGUUGGAUGAAGGAAGUCAAGAAGAAUGCUAAAAACAUCAAAAUAGUACCACGGAUUUUGUUUGAAGGGUGGACUUACCAGGACUUUGAGAGUGUGUUUGACAGUGAAGAUGAGAUAGAAGAGCUUUCUAAUAACAUGGUUCAAGUAGCCAAGAGUGAAAACUUUGAUGGUUUUGUGGCUGAAGUCUGGAGUCAGCUAGGAAAUCAAAAGCAAACGGGUCUGAUUCAUUUGCUCACUCACCUCUCGGAAGCUUUGCAUCGGGCACAACUUAAACUUAUGCUUGUCAUCCCUCCUGCUGUCAUGCCAGGAUCCAACCAAUUGGGUGUAUUUACAAAGAAAGAAUUCGAUCAGCUAGCCCCGGUAGUGGACAGCUUCAGUCUCAUGACGUAUGAUUAUUCAACGCCGCAACGGCCUGGACCUAAUUCCCCUCUACCUUGGAUGCGAGCUUGUGUUCAGAUGCUGGAUCCAGAAUCCAAAUGGAGAAGUAAAAUUCUUCUGGGGCUGAAUUUUUAUGGCAUGGACUACUCAGCACUGAGUGCUUCGGGGGAACCAAUAUUUGGUAACAGGUAUAUAGAAGUCUUGAAGGAGCAUAAGCCUAAACUGGUUUGGGAUGAACAAAUAGCUGAACAUUAUUUUGAAUACAAAAAAAGUAAAGGAGGGAAGCAUGCAGUCUUCUACCCAACCUUGAAGUCCAUCCAAGUGCGGUUAGAGCUUGCGAAGGAACUGGGCACAGGAAUAGCCAUCUGGGAACUGGGCCAAGGCCUGGAUUAUUUUUAUGACUUGCUUUAAAAUAAGACAUGUUCUUUUCUUCAUUGACAUUUUAUCUUCAAUCAACUGGACCUUAACGGGGGGUGGGGUGGGAUGCAGGGAGGAAUAUUAUUUUUCUGGGAUGUUAUGUAAUUUAUAAGGAAUCAGUUUCAAAUUUUCCCAAUAAAGAAUCUCCUUUGAAGUUAUUGUGCUUCAUAUAAUGUAUGGAGAUGGAUAAUGAAAAAGCAGGAAGAGCCACCAACAUUACAGAAGUCUUGACUGCAAUGAGAGUAGGUAAGAGCUCUUCAUUUUUGUAUCCUUUUUUAAUGUUUGAAGCUAACUCAAGGUGUAAUAUUUGCAAGC
Molecule: messenger RNA, 1611 nt
Organism: Elgaria multicarinata webbii
Lineage: Eukaryota; Metazoa; Chordata; Lepidosauria; Squamata; Anguidae
Gene: CHID1
Product: chitinase domain containing 1
Exons: 13
Coding region: 106-1290 (394 amino acids)
Biological process (GO): carbohydrate metabolic process
Cellular component (GO): endomembrane system
Molecular function (GO): chitin binding; oligosaccharide binding
Source: RefSeq, a predicted model, not a curated record